AGAGUCAUCCAAUUCCCAAACGCGAGCUCGAGAAAUCGUCUGCUUGUUGGAGAAAUUAUCAUCCAAAUCUCUGGUCGCUUUGCGCAUGGAUGAUUCUUCCGAUCAAGAAAAGGACGUUAAUUACUCGUCGUAUCAUCAAGAAUGGAGGGACGAUCUUUUGGCACGCAGAGCGCAGGAAUCGCUUAAGAAAAAACUGGUUCUUGAAGAUGAUUUCGCGUGGGGAGUGCCCUCGCAAGGUUUGGCAUCCGGGGAUGGGUCAACGAGGGAGAAGCUCAAGUACAUCGGAGGAGUCGAUAUAAGCUUCUUAAAGAAGGAUCCUUCGGUGUCGUGCGGUGCUCUUGUGGUGCUGGAUGCUGAUACUAUGGACGUUGUGCACGAAGAGUUUGAAGUUACCCGUCUGCAGGUUCCGUAUGUUCCUGGCUUUCUUGCAUUCAGAGAGGCUCCAAUGCUUCUGGGGCUUCUGAACAAAAUGAAAGCAAAUGCUCAUCCUUUCUAUCCUCAGUUACUGAUGGUUGAUGGCAAUGGAUUGCUUCAUCCUCGAGGUCUUGGUCUAGCUUGUCAUCUUGGGAUCCUGGCUCAUCUUCCAACUAUUGGAAUCGGGAAAAAUUUGCAUCAUGUUGACGGACUAACUCAGUCUGCGGUGCGACAAAGUUUAGAAGCAAGAGAAAACUAUGACAAGGAUCUGAUCUUCUUAACUGGAAAGUCUGGGAAAACUUGGGGAGUGGCAAUGCGAUCCAUUCUUGGGUCAUCAAAACCUAUUUAUGUGUCAAUUGGUCAUCGGAUUUCACUUGAUUCAGCCAUUAGCAUCGUCAAAACAUGCUGCAAAUAUCGCAUUCCUGAGCCAAUUCGACAGGCUGAUAUAAGAUCCAAGAUGUUCCUUCAGAAGUUCAACGGACUGUAGACAUUGGUAUGAUGAUCUUCUCUUCUAUUUUGUUUUUUCUUUGUUUCCUUUUCUGAGAUUUUCAGAUGUGGAAAAUAAUAAAAUUAACACAUUUGUGGGGCUUUUAUAGAUCACCUGUUGUUUAGUUCUGCUCUUUAAAGUUGCUAGCUAGUUGAUUAAACUUCCAAACUGGGAUAUGCAUAUUAUGUUAUAUCUUCAUCCUUCUGUGUUAGUGGUCAUCCGUUGAUCUUUCUUAUUUGUUAUUUCAUUAUGAUUAACCAAUAUCUGUAUUGUUCGGUGUUAAUUAUUGGCUUACGACACAUACCACUAAAUCAGCCAUAAGAUAGAGAACUUAUUUAUGAUACACACAUAUCUGUUCCUGUAACUAAAAUAGAUAGAAUGUCUCUAUUC
Molecule: messenger RNA, 1291 nt
Organism: Musa acuminata subsp. malaccensis (wild Malaysian banana)
Lineage: Eukaryota; Viridiplantae; Streptophyta; Magnoliopsida; Zingiberales; Musaceae
Source: RefSeq, a predicted model, not a curated record